Molecule: messenger RNA, 1636 nt
Organism: Symphalangus syndactylus (siamang)
Lineage: Eukaryota; Metazoa; Chordata; Mammalia; Primates; Hylobatidae
Product: G-protein coupled receptor 20-like
Biological process (GO): positive regulation of Rho protein signal transduction; phospholipase C-activating G protein-coupled receptor signaling pathway
Cellular component (GO): plasma membrane
Molecular function (GO): G protein-coupled receptor activity
Source: RefSeq, a predicted model, not a curated record
AUGACCCUGCUCGCUUCGUCGUGGUGCCCGCGGCCUAUGCCUUGGCGCUGGGCCUGGGGCUGCCAGCCAACGGGGCGGCCCUGGCAAUGUUCAUCCGCAGCGGCGGGCGCCUGGGCCAGGCCCUGCUUCUCUACCUGUUCAGCCUGGCCCUGGUCGAUGAGCUCUUCACGCUCACGCUGCAGCUGUGGCUCACCUACUACCUGGGCCUGGCCCGGAGGCCGCCUGCCACGCGGUCGGGGCCACCUACUACCUGUCCACCUAUGCGGCGGUGGUCUUCGCCGCGCUCAUCAGCGUGUGCCGCUGGGGCUUCGUACGCGGCCCAGGCCCAGGGCGGCUGCCCGCCUGGCCCUGUGCCACCGGCGCCCGGCACGCGCUGCCUGCGCCUUCGCCUGGCUGGCGGGCCUGGCCCCUCCCUGCCUGGAGCACCGCUGGGCAAGCUCGGGGCUGGCCUCCGCCACGGUGGCCUUCUUCGCGGCCGCCUUCCUGCUGGUGCUCGCGGCCUACGUGAGCCUGGUGCGGGCGCUCAAGGCGCCCUCGGGCCCGGGCCCUGCUACCGCGGGCGCGCACCGGCGCGCGGCCAAGACCAUGGUCCUGGGGUUCCUGCUGGUCUUCGCCCUCAGUCUGGCGCCCUACCACCUGCUGCUGGCGCCCUGGGUGGCCAGGCGGGACGAUGACGGAGACCGGUGUCGCGCCGCCUCCACGCUCGACAUCCUGCACACCCUCAGCCUGGCGCUGCUGAGCCUCAACAGCUGCCUGGACCCACUCAUCUGCUGCUGCUUCGUGCGCCGCUUCCACCAGGACUGCUGCUGGGCACUGGGCUGCCCCCGGUGAAGGGGGCGCCCAGGGUGCAUGGGGCCUCCUUGGCCUCCUCCUGGAGAGUCUCCUGGCCUCCCCUCCUGUCUCACCCCCCUGUCACCCUCCCAGUGGCAUCCAGGGUGGAGAAAGCUCUUUGGAAAGACCUAGAUUCUAAUCCUGACGUAACCACAUACUGCCCCUGUAGCUGUGAACCUCCGGGCUCAUCUGUACCAAGGACAUAGAACAUUCUUUGUAACCCGAAUGUUCCCUGGAUGUUGCCAGCUUUUAGAUACAAAUAAUAUGCCACUGUGUUUUUUUAAACCUCUUGGGAUAAAACCCAAAGUCCUUAUCAUGGCCUACAAGGCCCUGUCUGAUUUGGCUCCCCCUUCUCUCCAGACCUUAUCCCAUCACCCUUGCGUCUCCCUGCAGGCAGUCACCUUCUUCUCAGGCCCGGGAAAAUGCCAGUCUCCUACCCUUCACGGCCUUUGCACCUGACUUGGCCAGGAAUGAUCUCUGUUCCUCUCUUUCACUAAGUUAGUUCUUUUUCACCCUCACUUCCUCUAAAGUGACUCCUUAUAGGGAAGCCUUUCUUGGCUGGCAACACACACACACAUACACACAUGACUGAAUCAGAUCGGAUUGCUCUUUGAUAACUCUUUUCAAAAUUGUAAUCAAGCAAUUAAUUGGGUAAUGCGUUGUUGUUGUUUUCUUCCGCUCUUGCCAGAAUGCAUUCAUGUUGACCCAUAAGAAAUUAUCAUUUGUAUAAGUCCCCAAAAGUUGAAUAUUGGAAAUUUUAUUUCCACCCAAUUCAACUUAAUAAAUUCCGUGUUUACCUUGCUCA